AUGACAGAAAAUCAUUCUCCAAAGUCUGCAAGCAAUGGUCCAGAGUCGAGGGUCUUCACCGAUUUACGGGUUCUCGAACCCAAUCUUCUUCCUAAUUUCUUACUCAGAUUCCCAAACUUAGUCUCAUUGGAAUCAUCAAGAGUGAUCACCAAUACCCACAUCAAAUUCAUAGCCAAAACUUGUCCCAACAUUGAAGUUCUCAAUCUUAACUACCAAAAAACAUAUGGUAUACCGGGUUGGGAUGAUGUUGAUGGUUCUGGAGAUGCCAAGUUGGGAAUUUCGGAGUCAAAUUUGACUACUUUGGAUUUGGCUGAUUGCAUUAGGAUUGCUGAUGAAGCCCGUAAAGCUAUCGGGAAUGCAAAUUCAUUGCAGGUUUUGAUUUUGCGAGGCUGUUGGUUAAUUACAAAUACGGGUUUGGCUUUGUUGGCCAGUGGGUCUCUGUCUAGAACUCUACAAGAAUUAGACAUUGCAGAGUGUAACCGAAUUUCAGAUGAUGGGGUAUUGCAUUUGAGGGAAAUGUGUUGUUUGGAGAAGUUGAAUUUGGCAAACUGUGGAUUGGAUGUGACUGACACCGGGGGUGUGGCUAUUGCUGCAAUUCAAACUCUCAAGGGAUUGACCUUUUCGUGGUUGAUUAACAUAUCGGAUGCUACACUCGUUGCUCUUGCUCAGAACUGCCCAAAUUUGGUGUCCAUUGAACUGAGGGGUUGUGAAUCAAUAACGGGUGAUGGCAUUUGUGCCUUUGCAAAUCAUAAGUCUUUGGAAUCACUUGUGUUGGCUUCUUGUUACAAGUUUAGCGGGGAGGAUUUGCAAGAGAUGGUGCGCGGAUGCCAGACCUUGAGGCGCAUUGUGCUGGACAAAAGACAGAGAAUGUGGAUCCCUGUGACAAUUCAAGAGAAUAUCAGCAAAUUUUGUAGGUUAGAGUGGUAG
Messenger RNA from Cornus florida, 927 nucleotides. RefSeq lists its product as uncharacterized. The record is from RefSeq and is a predicted model, not a curated record. The transcript is spliced from 2 exons. The coding region runs from base 1 to 927 and encodes 308 amino acids. Gene Ontology annotation, biological process: SCF-dependent proteasomal ubiquitin-dependent protein catabolic process. Gene Ontology annotation, cellular component: SCF ubiquitin ligase complex. Gene Ontology annotation, molecular function: protein binding. NCBI's taxonomy places the organism in Eukaryota, Viridiplantae, Streptophyta, Magnoliopsida, Cornales, Cornaceae.